This is a messenger RNA of Rhodotorula graminis WP1, 1017 nucleotides long. RefSeq lists its product as uncharacterized. The record is from RefSeq and is a predicted model, not a curated record. The coding region runs from base 1 to 1017 and encodes 338 amino acids. Lineage: Eukaryota; Fungi; Basidiomycota; Microbotryomycetes; Sporidiobolales; Sporidiobolaceae. The transcript is spliced from 5 exons.
AUGGCCAUGGUACACGACCCGCGCUUUGUCGAGGACGUGCCUGAAGGACGCGCCGCGAUCCCGGCUUUUAUCGUCUGCCGCAACGCACACCUCCUGUGCGCCAGCUGCCUCGGCGACAAGCGCUCGGCCUGGCCCCUCAGCGUCCACGACACGCAGUGCCCGACUUGCCACGACGAGAUGCUCAAGUCGUCGCAGCCAUCAAGGGCCGUCGUCAUCAAGCUCGACCAGUACACGUUCCUGUGCCGGUACGCCGACGCCGGCUGCCCGUGGAAAGGCCAGGUCAGCCAGGAGACGGAGCACGCCAAGAAGCUGUGCCGGUUCCGCUUCCUGCGCUGCGGGCGCUGCGGCGAGCAGUACCGCGCCGGGUUCGCCCUCGAGCACAACGAGUUGUGCACCGAGCUGGUCAUCACCUGCCCCGAGGGCGGCGCCGACUGCCUCGGCGCACCCAGAAGCGGCAUGUACCCGCGCAGCCAGGCCGACGAGCACGCCAAGAAGCUCUGCCGCAACAGGCCCUGCCGCAACUUCCCGUUCUGCCGCACCCGCACCUCGGCCGCCAACCUCGUCCCGCACGAGCCGGCGUGCACGUUCCAGCUCGAGCAGCAGGCCUCGGCCCGCCAAGAAGCCGCCACGCAGCGCACCUUGCUCGCCCAGUCGCAUGCCGAGAACGCCACCCUGCGCGAGCGGGCCGAGCGCGUCGAGAAGGCGCUCAAGAGCGCGAGCGAGGAGCUCGACAAGGAGCGCACGAGGCGCCGCGAGCUCGAGCGCGAGUGCGACGACCUCGCCGACAAGCUGCGCGACGAGAUCAGGCGGUAUGCGCGGCUGGCGGGGCGCGAGCGGGACGGUGGACGCGGCGGCGGCGGCGGCGGCGAGCGGCGGUCGAGGGACGAGCAGCGCUUUGCCCCGGCGACGCGGCAGAGCUGGUCGGCGAGCCGGUCGAGCAGCGUGAGGGACGACCGGUGGGCGCCGGUCCACGACGACGCAAGCGCGUACUCGUCGGCGGGCCGCUCGAGGUACUGA